AGCCAAUCACCGUGCAGUUCGGCCAGACGCCGCCAAGCUCGGUUUUUUGUUUGAGGUGACGGGAAGGGAGGACACAGCGAAAGGAGGAAGAGAAGACGUGCCUGGGAGGACGGCGACAGUGCGCGGGCAGCACUGGACAGAGGCACCGGCUCCGAGCACCUGACGGCCGGGGAGACUAGGAAGAGCGGCGGGGAUACCGCGUGUGGCCGGGGGUGAGGGGCCCGGGCUGUGGUGAUAAGUAGGGUCGACCUCCCACCUCUGAGGAUGCUGCAUCCCCGCGUCCUGCUCCCGCCCGCCCCUCUGUCCGUGUGACAGCCCGCUCUCCCGCAGGGCAUCCUCCGCACAGGCCUAGGCCUCUCCGCCGCUCUCUCGUGCCCUGCGUGCUCGGCAGCUGUCGGCCCCUCUCCGCCUCCCGCACUCACAUGAACCGUCCUGCAGCCCCCGCCGUGUCUGAGCCCGUCUGCUGACCGGCCCGGAGAGCUCACCGGACAGCGGAUCGAGAGCCUUCUGUAUCUGGGUCCCCCGUCUGUGGCCGGUGACUGCUUUCCCCAGAGCUACAGAGCGUAGUGUCAGCAGCUGGGAAAACGGACACAACCAAAAGCUGGAUGAGGCAGGACACCUCUGCGGCAAGUGAUUGAAGAUUCAACUUGGGUGGCAAUCCUGCUAACUUAAUUUUGCGUAAUUGGUAACAUGGCAAAAGAUGCUGGAUUAAUUGAAGCAAAUGGAGAGCUGAAAGUUUUUGUAGAUCAAAACCUUAGUCCGGGAAAAGGUGUAGUGUCGUUGUUGGCUGUUCAUCAAUCUUCUGUCGGAAAACAGCUGUUACCCAAAACAUUUGGACAGUCCAAUGUUAACAUUUCUCAACAAGUGGUUAUUACCACACCACAAAGACAGUCCGCACCAAAUACUAUUUUAUUAGGAAGUCCACAUACUCCCAACACGCACUUUGUUUCACAAAGCCAAGUUACAGACUCCUCUCCAUGGUCUGCUGGGAAGAGGAAUAAAAAAGGAGAGAAAAAUGGCAAGGGUUUACGUCACUUUUCAAUGAAGGUUUGUGAAAAAGUACAGAAAAAGGGCACAACUUCUUACAAUGAGGUGGCCGACGAGCUUGUAGCAGAAUUUAGUUCAACUGAUAACCACAUAUCACCAAAUGAAUCGCAAGCAUAUGACCAGAAGAACAUAAGACGACGUGUUUAUGAUGCAUUAAAUGUGCUUAUGGCUAUGAACAUUAUUUCUAAAGAAAAAAAGGAAAUAAAGUGGAUUGGUCUACCGACAAACUCUGCUCAGGAAUGUCAAAAUUUAGAGGUUGAAAGACAAAGACGUCUUGAAAGAAUAAAACAAAAACAGUCCCAGCUACAGGAACUUAUACUACAGCAAAUUGCCUUUAAAAACCUAGUUCAAAGAAAUCGGCAGACAGAACAGCAAGCAAAUAGAUCUCCACCUGCCAAUUCAGUCAUACAUUUACCUUUCAUCAUAGUGAAUACCAGCAAGAAGACUGUGAUUGAUUGUAGCAUUUCUAAUGACAAAUUUGAAUAUCUUUUUAAUUUUGACAACACAUUUGAAAUACACGAUGAUAUAGAAGUACUAAAGAGAAUGGGAAUGGCAUGUGGGUUGGAAUCUGGUAGCUGUUCUGCAGAAGAUCUGAAAACUGCAAGGAGCUUCGUACCAAAGGCCCUAGAACCUUACGUUACUGAAAUGGCUCAGGGAUCCAUCAGCAGUGUGUAUGUGUCAUCUACUUCAGGUUCUGUGUCAAAUGGCCGAAGGUUUUCUGCCAGUGACUUGACCACUGAUGGGAUGCUCGCGACUAGUUCCAAUGGAUCACAGUACAGCAGCUCUAGAGUGGAGACACCUGUUUCUUAUGUUGGAGAGGAGGAAGAUGAUGAUGACGAUGACUAUGAGAAUGAUGAUGACGACUGAUGUAAUGUGUAUUGGGUAAAAAGAAAAAAAAGCUACAGGAACUCUGUUUUGUGUGUUUCUUUUCCUCUUGUUUAACAUCACUGCUGAGAAAAAAAAAAGCUAAGGCAAUUCAUUGUAACAGAGCAAAAGUUUUUCUAAUCUCGGUGAUAUUUAUUUUUUUCCGAUCUCCAUUUUUGUGCAGUGGAUGUUUGGAUACGUUUAUUUUUAUCAUUAAUGUUUUAAUAUAAUUUUUUCCUGUGCCCCGUAACCUUGCAUAAGUUGGUCACUGAUGUAUUGUCCACCUUGAAUAAAAAUAAAACAUUCUGCUUAUGUGUAAAGAAAUGGAACAAAUUUUUCUAAUUGGAAUUCAUUUAGAACACUUCAAUAAUGAGGGAUAAAGUAUGGUUUUGUGAAAUCAUGCAGCGUCCAAAGACACCUUUUCCAAUUUGCAUAUGAAGUUCACGUAAUUUGAAAUAUAGCCAUUUUUUAUGCUUUCUGUUAUAUGUUUUGGAGGAAAAUAACACUUUCUGGCAAGGAUUUCUCUGAAAUGCUGGUGCAGCUAUGUGAAAUGUCUUGAAGGUUGCUAUAUACAGUAUAUAAAUAUAAAUAUUGCUUAUAGUAUAAUUUGCCUGAAUUCUUCCAGGUAAACUUUUGAUUUUAUUAUUUGUUAUAUAUAGUUUACAUAAUUAUCAUUUAAAUGUGUUCUGAAGCAAAUGUUUUGUAUUUGUUUCCCAAACAUGCAUUGUGUACUAUUAUUAAUGUUGAAAAUUAUAGAGUUUUAAGUUUGUUUGUUUUUUUUUUUGUUGUUUUUCCCUCCCUCCCUUCACCUUCGGGUUUGUGAAUCGUUUUUAGCUGUUCAUAUUUUAUAUGAUGAAUUUCAAGGCAAGCUGUAGUGGUUUGGGAUAAAA
This is a messenger RNA of Hyla sarda, 2801 nucleotides long. RefSeq names its product transcription factor Dp-1 (gene TFDP1). Gene Ontology annotation, biological process: regulation of transcription by RNA polymerase II; regulation of cell cycle. Lineage: Eukaryota; Metazoa; Chordata; Amphibia; Anura; Hylidae. Gene Ontology annotation, cellular component: nucleus; transcription regulator complex. The transcript is spliced from 13 exons. Gene Ontology annotation, molecular function: DNA-binding transcription factor activity, RNA polymerase II-specific; RNA polymerase II transcription regulatory region sequence-specific DNA binding. The record is from RefSeq and is a predicted model, not a curated record. The coding region runs from base 691 to 1914 and encodes 407 amino acids.